Messenger RNA from Nematocida ausubeli, 1977 nucleotides. RefSeq lists its product as uncharacterized. The coding region runs from base 1 to 1977 and encodes 658 amino acids. Lineage: Eukaryota; Fungi; Microsporidia. The record is from RefSeq and is a predicted model, not a curated record. The transcript has a single exon.
AUGAGAGAAGAAUUUGAAUUAUUGAAUUCUAAUAGAACCAUAGUAGAAGAAAAUAAGAAAAGAAAUAAAGAAGAAAAGGACAGAAGCCAAAAUAAGUCUGGAUUAAAAAUAAGCCAGAAUUCAGAUAUGAAUAUGAAUAUGAAUAUGAAUAAGCCAUCUUGCAGUAAGCUUAAUUCUUCAAUUCCCAAUACGAAAGACCAGAUGUACAGUAAUAGUACUACAAAUUUCGUUGAAAAUAGUCUUUACGUAGGAAAAGACAAUGAGUCUAAGGAUAUAUACUCAGUGCAGAGACAAGAAAGUAUAGAUCUAUUCAAGGAUAUUAACCAGGAAGUAGAUCCUAACGUACCAGAAAUAUCAAAUAGUUUCAACUUUGCACAUUUUCAAUUUAAAACCACCCAUAUGCUGGCUAAUGAGCUAACUUUCUCCAGUAAAGAAAAGAACAUUUAUAAUGUUCAUAUUCAGACUAUAUACAAUGCAUAUGAAAAGUGCUUUUCUUACAUAAAUUCACAGGAGUAUACAAACAACUUAAGUAUGAAUACACUAGAGAAUAUUUCAAUCGAAAUGAAUAAGAUCCUAGAGGUUAUAAUUCGUCACCGUGAAAUUAUCCUUAAGAAAUACACUGUAAAAGAAAACCAAAUGCUAUUGAAUUUUAUCACUAGAAAAGAAGAAAUCUUGGUUAAUGCGAUACAUUAUAAACAAGAAACCAUGAUAGAUCUAUUUGAAGAGCCAUCCCAGAUGCAAGCAUUACUAUUGAAAUCUAUCUUCCAAAAUAUUCAAGAUAUAAAAUGGAUCAUGGAGUACUACAAGAAGAGAAAGUAUCAGAUAGACAUGGAGACUAAGCAUGAAGUAUCCAACUAUGAGAUGAAGAUAUUACAGAAACAACAGCAGGAAUAUAUGGAAGAUCAACCAGAUUCAUAUGCAUAUGCUAUUCUUUCAAGAAUUAGAAAAUCAAAAAAUAACGAAUUUUGGGAGAAAGUGUUAACACCUUUAUCAAAGUUGCAUGGUGUAGAUACGUUCUAUGUCCAUCUUUCAACUGGAUUAAUCCUUCUUUCUCAUACAAUAUUUUUUGUAACUGCCCAGGCACUCCAGAAAAUAAAGUCAGAAAGAAUAACAAUCCUGUACUACUACGUACAUAUGCUAUACAAUACAGUACUAGGCAGUCUUCUAUUAGUAUAUUCCCUUAGGAAAAUAUUCGUAGCCUACAAGUGCAAAAAGAAUAAUCCUGAAAUAUACAAAAAUAUACUAAGUGCAGUACAAAGGAAUAAGCAUAUUAUUAGGGCAUCUAUUCUGUCAUUUAUAUCUCUAUUGGUAGUAGUAGGGAAUAGUUUUAUAUUGACCUUAAAUAUGGAUAAUUUAAUUUUGUGCAUAAAAGAGUCUGUUAAAAUUGUUUAUGAUAGGUUUGCUGCAGGUAGAGUACUUGAUGGGGUUAUGUUGAUUGUCUUUGAGUUGAUAUUAGCACUAAUUUCUCUUACUUUAACUUCACUUUUCUUUGGGUGUCUAUUCAAAAGGAAGUGGUUAUAUGAGAGAAAAAAGAAGAUGAGUGGUUAUGCACUUAUUAUGUGCAUAUUCGUUAUAUAUUCAGUUAUAUUUUUCAUUAUGUCAGUUAUUUAUGACUCAAACCAAAUAGUUAACAAAAAUAGCAUGUCUUACAGGUACCACAUUGGAUAUGCUAUACAAAUAUUCUGCACAGUUGCCCUUCAGGUGCACAGAGCCAUGCUAUUCCUUAAGGGAAGCCCUCAGAUUGAAAAUGCAUUUAAAGAAGGCAGAAUCAACAGGCUUAGAUAUAAUUAUAUCUUUGCCAUAGUCUUAGUAGGAAUAAUAUCUGGAGUCAUAUGUGCACUUGGUCUAUUCUUCUAUGUGAUUGAUGUUCACAAGAACCUGAUAAAACUCAGUAGAACAAAUAUAGCAAAGAAACUUCCAAUUGUUCUAGCAACAAAAAACUACAAAGACCUACUUGAAGCAUACUUUCAUUAUUAG